AUUUAUAAAUAAGUAAACAGUCUGAGGCACGAAUGCCAAAGUAAGACACAACAAAACGAAAGAAAAAAUAUGGCGUUGCCCAAAGCCAAGGAGAUCGUUUCAUCAAAUCCAGUCGUCGUUUUCAGCAAAACCUAUUGCCCUUUCUGCGUCGAAGUGAAGGAGCUCUUCACCAAAUUGGGUGUUACUAUCAAGGUCAUUGAACUCAACACUGAAGCUGAUGGAAGUGAGAUCCAAUCGGCACUAGCCGAAUGGACUGGUCAGCGGACUGUGCCAAAUGUGUUUAUCGGUGGGAACCACAUUGGCGGCUGUGACGCAACAACUAAUUUGCACAAUCAGGGGGAGCUGGUACCUCUGCUGACUAAGGCUGGUACCACUGUUGCUUCUGCUUCUGGUUGACGAGCCCGGUUUCCUCUUAUGUAGUUAAUAGCUUAAUAAAGAGUAAAGACGCUCGCUGUUUGGUCUUUUAGAUGUAAUUGAAGAUGCAUAUCUUUCUACUUUAUAUUUUCCUUCUCUUCAGUGUGGAUUCUCUUUAAAUUUGAAAUACAGCCGUUUGAAAAAGUUUA
This is a messenger RNA of Arachis stenosperma, 563 nucleotides long. RefSeq names its product glutaredoxin. Gene Ontology annotation, molecular function: glutathione disulfide oxidoreductase activity. The transcript has 4 exons. The record is from RefSeq and is a predicted model, not a curated record. Gene Ontology annotation, cellular component: cytoplasm. Bases 70 to 396 code for a protein of 108 amino acids. Gene Ontology annotation, biological process: cellular response to oxidative stress. Lineage: Eukaryota; Viridiplantae; Streptophyta; Magnoliopsida; Fabales; Fabaceae.